UAUGAAUCCUUUGCAACAGCUUUACCUCUAAGCAAUAAUCAAACAUUAAGAAUAAGAAAAGGUGAAGUAAGAAGAAUAAGUAUUAAAGUAAAAUAAUGAGGUAUAGUGAUAUAUUAAAUAUUUUAGAUUUAGAAAUAGCAGCAACUGCUAUCAUUGAUGUCAUACUAAACAAACAAUCUUAUUGAAAAGUAUUAAUAACUAUUUAUUAUUUAGAAAAGCUUGGUCUUUAAUCGACAUUCAAAAUAGAGUUACUUAAUACUUUUAACAAUAGGUGUUGAGAAAGUAAGUUGUAAGAAUAAACAAUUGCAUUGACUAUCACUUACCCUAUUUUCUCAAUGUUUUGGGCAAUUUGAUAAUUCAUGGAUUAGAUUAGAUCUAAGGAGAAACUGAAUAAAUAGCUAUACUAAAGACUUCAUUUAUUGCCUAACCGAUCUAAAUUACAAUGAGUAGUUCUUUAUUUUAAACACUUUCUCUAUUAUUAAGAUCUUAACUUGUAUAAUACGAUAAAGGUAAUAUUAAUAUAUAUCAUUUUUAGGUACUUAAUAUCUUUCCAAAUUCUUAAUUUUCAGAGAUGACUUUUGUGACAUUUUCUUUAAUACACUUUAUUAGUAUUCUAUAUCAUCCAACCAAUAAGUGAGUUAAUAAUUAAGCUUUGCCUAACUUAAUUCAAUGAUAAAGAAAUAGCCUGAAGAUAUUUGGGGGACCUUUAUUUUUAAAUUGUUAAGUCAAUAACAAUAGAAAUUGGAUAAAGAUUAAUUUUUAGUUCAAUUCAAUCAAUACACAGUCUACAUGAACAACUUUUUCAAAAAAUCUAAUUUGAUUUUUGAUGUUGUAGAAAACUCUGUUAAAUAAACUGCUUAAAUUCAUAAUGAUUCCAUUUUCUAAGAAGUAAUUAUACUUUAUUAUUUUUCUAGUAUCUAUUAAUAAUGGGUAGUUUCAAAGCGACUACACAAGAUUUCUUAAAAAAAGCUACUAGUGUAUAUUUUGAUGAAUAAAAUGAUGAAAUUGAUUUAAAUGAAUUCAAUAUUAGAACUUAAAGAAUUCAUAAAUAGAUGAAUUGUUCAAUUUUAUAUAUUCUUCCAAUGUUAUUACAAAUAGAAAGUCAUAUGAUUGAUUUGAUACAAUAAGAUAGAUAUAAUGAAAAUGUUUAAGUUAAAAAUAGUUCUAAUUACUAUUUGAAAAUGAUAGAAAGAUUAAAAAAUAAAUGUGUAUACAAUGGAGAGGAUGAAUGCAAUUGUAAGAAAUGCCAAUGCAUAAGAAGGAAUCGUAAUUCUGCUAAAGAAUCUUAAAGGAAAAAAAGAGAAGCUUUAGAGAAGAUAGGACCACUUUAAGAUGCUUAUGAAGAAUUGCAGAAGAAAGUAUUGAUAUAUUUAACAUUUAGAUUAAAGUUAUUGAGAAUGAAAAUGAAACUCUUAGAUAAUUAUUGACAGAUUUAUUUAAACAUCCUACUGUUUCUUAAUUAUCACCUGAGUUCAUUGAACCAUUGACUAAGGUUAUUUAAGAUACAGAUCCUGUACAACAUUCAAGUUCUUAUGAAUGUUGAUUAAAUGACAUUGUCAACGUUAAGUAAC
Messenger RNA from Paramecium sonneborni, 1571 nucleotides. Lineage: Eukaryota; Ciliophora; Oligohymenophorea; Peniculida; Parameciidae. The record is from the annotation of a GenBank genome assembly.